Messenger RNA from Spinacia oleracea (spinach), 1695 nucleotides. RefSeq names its product probable carboxylesterase 1. NCBI's taxonomy places the organism in Eukaryota, Viridiplantae, Streptophyta, Magnoliopsida, Caryophyllales, Amaranthaceae. Gene Ontology annotation, molecular function: hydrolase activity. The transcript has a single exon. The record is from RefSeq and is a predicted model, not a curated record. The coding region runs from base 343 to 1302 and encodes 319 amino acids.
AUAUAUGUGGGUCCAUGGUUAAGAGAGAAAUGAUAUAAUAUUAGUAAAAGUAUGUCAUUUAUAGAAACGGGGUGAGUAUUAAGGGACAGAGGAAGUAGAUUUUUACAUUACAAUAUGAUUGAAAAUGAAUGCUAACAAGUACCACCAGCAUCAACUACUUAAAUCAGGAAAUACCAAGCUCCCAACUACCAAUAUAAUAUGGGGUAGAAAAAAAGUCAACAGGUGGAUGGACAAUCAAAAUCACACCAGUGACUGAUCCGUCUUUAAUUGUAUUGCUGAAAUUCUUUAUUUUUUCAUUCCAUCCAAAUCUAGAUCAGUACCACACACAGACAGCAGACAAACAUGUCUUCUAACACAAACACAGACACAAACACAGCUGAAUCUGAGUGGAACUACUCAGAAUCAGACAUUGCUCAUGAAUUCCUGUUUUUCAACGUCCUCAAAGAUGGUCGUGUCCAUGUCUUAGUUCCACCUGAUGAGAAAGUCCCCCCUUCCUUUGGCUCCACCGUCGGCGUCUCAAUAAAAGACGUCGAAAUAACACCCGACGUCUCAGCCCGAAUCUUACUCCCUGUCUCUGCAUCAUCCACCGGUGCACACACUGCACAGAAACUCCCUGUUGUGUUAUACAUCCAUGGCGGUGGCUUUUGUAUGCGAUCCGCCUUUUCUGAGGAUUACACCCGCUUCUGUUCCAACAUUGCCACCGAAGCCAACGCCAUUGUUGUCUCGGUUGAAUACGGCCUCUUCCCUGCACGUCCGAUUCCCGCGUGUUAUGACGAUUCCUGGGCCGCGCUCCAGUGGUUGGCGUCUCACGGUAACGGGUCUGGACCUGACCCGUGGAUCAACGAUCACGCCGAUCUUCACCGGAUCUUCGUUGGCGGGGAUUCUGCAGGAGGGAAUAUCUCCCAUACUUUAUUAGCUAAGGUAGGGUCUACAGGACUCCCUGGGGAAGCAAACAUCAAAGGGAUGAUAUUAAUCCACCCGUACUUUGGGGAAGAUGAUAAGAUGUGGAUGUAUAUGUGUCCUACAAAUGAAGGACCUACUGAUCGUAGAAUGAAGCCUGCUGUAGAGGAUCUGGCUAGGAUCGGGUGUGACAGGGUGUUGGUGUUUUUAGGUGAGUUUGAUGGGUUGUACGGUGUAGGGAAGAUGUACACAGAUGAGUUGAUCAAGAGUGGUUGGAAAGGGACGGUUGAGAUUGUUGUAAACAAAGAAAAGGAUCAUUGCUUUCAUAUUCCUGAUUAUACAGAUCUUGAGGCUGUUGCUAUUCGGCGACAAAUCGCUUCCUUUAUCAAUAAUCAAGGUUAAGGUGAUCUAAAUCGGAUUUGAAGUGAUGACUUAAGCAUAAAUACCUCGCUUUUGUUCAAUUAUAAAUAAAUAAAUAAAAUUGAUGGAGAUUUAUAGCAUCAUUCAAGUAAAUACAGAUUAAGAUCUGACCUGUAUUGAAUACAGGUAUGGAGAUUGUGUUUGACUCAGAACUUGCACUUUGCUGGGUUUAGGAUAGACACUUUAACAGUUUCACUAUCUGUCUUCUUAUUGUUCAGUGUACUUAAAUGCUGUAUUUAUAUGUAAAUUGAGAUGCUGAAUUAGAUAUAUGUUCAGCUCCUGCUGAUUAAAAGCGCUGCACCCGAUUAACAUUACUGAUAAUGUAAGCAACUGCAGACUUGGGUUAACGAUAACGAGUCUUCUUCUUCUUUCAAA